Molecule: messenger RNA, 843 nt
Organism: Brassica napus (rape)
Lineage: Eukaryota; Viridiplantae; Streptophyta; Magnoliopsida; Brassicales; Brassicaceae
Product: tyrosine--tRNA ligase 2, cytoplasmic-like
Exons: 8
Coding region: 1-843 (280 amino acids)
Biological process (GO): tRNA aminoacylation for protein translation
Molecular function (GO): tyrosine-tRNA ligase activity; ATP binding
Source: RefSeq, a predicted model, not a curated record
AUGAAGGUCACAAAUGUGAACAAGCUGACGUCAUCUGGUUGCCAAGUGAAAAUUUGGAUUGCAGAUUGGUUUGCUCAGUUGAACAACAAGUUGGGAGGUGACUUGGAGAAAAUCAAAGUUAUUGGUGAAUACUUCAAGGAGAUUUGGCAAGCUGGUGGGAUGAACCCCGAAAAAGUAGAGUUUCUUUGGGCUUCAGAAGAAAUCAGUAGUAGGGGAAAUAAGUACUGGCCGCUUGUGAUGGAUAUUGCUCGCAGAAACAACGUGUGGGCAGAGCAGAUCAUGGGGCGUAGUGAGACAGAGGUUCUAAGUGCAGCGCAAAUCCUUUACCCUUGUAUGCAGUGUGCGGAUAUUUUCUUUCUUGGGGCGGAUAUCUGCCAGCUAGGGAUGGAUCAACGGAAAGUAAACAUGCUAGCAAGAGAAUACUGUGAUGACAUUAAGAGGAAAAACAAACCCAUCAUCUUGUCUCACCAUAUGCUUCAUGGUCUUCUUGAAGGACAAGAGAAGAUGUCCAAAAGCAAUCCAUCAUCUGCCAUAUUUAUGGAAGAUGAGGAGGAUGCUGUUAAUGAGAAGAUCAGCCAAGCUCAUUGCCCACUAAAAACUGUUGUAGGCAAUCCAUGUCUUGAAUACAUCAAGUACCUAGUUCUACUACGAUUCAACGAGUUCGUGGUUGAACAGAAUGGCGGUAACAAGACCUUCACAAGCUUUGAAGAUAUUGCUGCUGAGUACGAGAGUGGCGAGUUGAGUGAGGAAGAUUUGAAGAAACCUGUUCGUGAUCAUUUCAAAACCAAUGAGCGCGCCAAAAAUCUAACGGAACAAGUCAGGGCUUUUAGAGUCACCAGGUGA